Molecule: messenger RNA, 342 nt
Organism: Aspergillus oryzae RIB40
Lineage: Eukaryota; Fungi; Ascomycota; Eurotiomycetes; Eurotiales; Aspergillaceae
Exons: 3
Coding region: 1-342 (113 amino acids)
Biological process (GO): rRNA transcription
Cellular component (GO): nucleosome
Molecular function (GO): structural constituent of chromatin; DNA binding; protein heterodimerization activity
Source: RefSeq, a predicted model, not a curated record
AUGCCAUUUCGUAGCAGACUCUAUUCUCCCCACGCCUAUGUCCCUCUCUUUCUUUUCUUCUCCUCCUCCCUCUCCCUUUCUCUUCUCUCCAAGUCCACCAAGCUCCUGAUCCGCAAGCUCCCCUCCCAGCGUCUAAUCCGUGAAAUCGCCCAGGACAUCAAGUCCGACCUGCGCUUCCAGUCCUCCGCCAUCGCUACUCUCCAGGAGUCCGUUGAGGCCUACCUCGUCUCUCUUUUCGAGGACACCAACCCUCGCGCCAUCCACACCAAGCGUGUUACCAUCCAGUCCAAGGACAUCCAGCUCGCCACCAUGCGUCACCUGGCUCCUACCAAGCUCUCUUGA